Molecule: messenger RNA, 723 nt
Organism: Ustilaginoidea virens
Lineage: Eukaryota; Fungi; Ascomycota; Sordariomycetes; Hypocreales; Clavicipitaceae
Exons: 2
Coding region: 1-723 (240 amino acids)
Source: RefSeq, a predicted model, not a curated record
AUGCUGGGGCAUAGCAAUGUCUGGUUGACCAGGGUCAAAUCACCGGCGCGCCAGGAGCUCUACGGAUGGGGGAUCUCAUGGGACGAAAACACCUCUAUGCGGUGCAGCGUCGCAUUGGAACACAUUGUCUGGUCGGGGUGGAAGGGACUCGACGCUGGCCAGGACUCCACCGUGGUGCUUGGUGGCAGCCUGGACAAGUCAUUCCAUCGGCGCGGGUCCAGCAAGACUGGUCUUGGCAAACAAGGAAGAGGUGAUGAGGAUGAUGGUGAUGAUGGUGAUGAUGGUGAUGAUGGUGAUGAUGGUGAUGAUGAUGUUGAUGAUGCUGAUGACGAGGAACAAGGCCGGACAGCCAAGAUGGCGGAGGCCAUGUACCGCAAGGCGGUGACGAGGCUGGCUGGCUGGCUGUGGCGGGAGAACAGCCGCUCCUUCCUUGCUGGACUGGCGGCUCUUGCCCUCGACAAAACACCAGACGUUUUGGGAGGGGCAAGGGUUCGGCGAUGGGUCCAAGAUAUUCAGGCGCUGGACAUGGGACGCUGGACAUGGGACGCUGGACAUGGGACGCUGGACAUGGGACGGGUGAGGAGCAAGUGCAUCAUCUACACGGCUGCUUACUCGUCCAUUCGAGCGCAGAGCAAAUUACAUGUGGCAAUCUGGUGGGCCGGCCGCCAGAUAUCCACAUCCACGACGCGACAGCUGCCUGCCAUGAGGCGGGUGGAUCACUAA